AUCGACGACGACAUUACGGUACGGAAGGAGUUUCAUGUGACACCCGUUACCGGUCUGCUGCAAUUGGCGGAGGUGGAAGCGGCCGUCGAUCAGGCCAAGCAUGCAUUAUCUCCAGGCAAACCAGGUAUUCUGUCUGCCUUCUCAGUGUGCCAUUCAUGAAGUCAAGGCAAACGAGACAUGUACCUCCAUCGUGGAUUCUCUGGGCCAUACGGUGUCGACAGCCACCUUUCGAUCGUGGAAUCCCAGCAUCAAUGUAGACUGCUCCAAUGUUGAUGCUUUUGUUGGUGACUAUCUUUGCGUUAGUCACUUCUUCUACUCGUACCCCUCCAUCACCACUACAACAGCCACAUACAAUGCCACCAACUACCAGCUCACCCAAAAAUACACCCUCUGCGAGCAGGCAUUGGCCUACUGCAGCAUCACCUCCGCCGACGAACUCAACGAAUACAUAGAACGGACUGUGUGGGUCGAGAAACAACGGCUGGGUGUGCACGGGGUCUGAGUUUGGCGAUUGCUGCAGCAAUUAUGGAUACUGAUGAGUUUUCCUUGAGGCUAUAAUGUUCGGAUGCUAAUCGUGGAUAGUGGGUCAACUAGCGAGUACUGCUCUUCGGUCCGCCAACCGACAUUUAUCCUUCCUUCAAGAUAGUAUUAUUCUCAUCUAUUCUCUUUCAUCUCUUCUUUUAUCCUUGUUAUUCAUUAUAAAAUUAUACUAUAUAAUACAAUGUCCGGAACAAUCCAGCACUGGCCCGGUGGAAUCCCCC
Molecule: messenger RNA, 761 nt
Organism: Aspergillus glaucus CBS 516.65
Lineage: Eukaryota; Fungi; Ascomycota; Eurotiomycetes; Eurotiales; Aspergillaceae
Product: LysM peptidoglycan-binding domain-containing protein
Exons: 2
Coding region: 101-502 (133 amino acids)
Source: RefSeq, a predicted model, not a curated record